Molecule: messenger RNA, 1548 nt
Organism: Perognathus longimembris pacificus (Pacific pocket mouse)
Lineage: Eukaryota; Metazoa; Chordata; Mammalia; Rodentia; Heteromyidae
Gene: S1pr4
Product: sphingosine-1-phosphate receptor 4
Exons: 1
Coding region: 44-1201 (385 amino acids)
Biological process (GO): G protein-coupled receptor signaling pathway
Cellular component (GO): membrane
Molecular function (GO): sphingosine-1-phosphate receptor activity
Source: RefSeq, a predicted model, not a curated record
GCUCCACCCUGACUCAGGGCUCAGUCUGUCCCCAGGGGAGGCCAUGAACACCACGGGGUCACCGUCCCCGGUGGCCCCCGAGUCCUGCUACUGGCUCGCGUCCGGGGGACACAGCCGGCUGAUCAUCCUGCAUUACAACCACUCGGGCCGGCUGGCCGGCCGCGGGGGGCCGGAGGACGGCAGCCUGGGCGCGCUACGGGGCUUGUCGGUGGCGGCGGGCUGCCUGGUGGUGCUGGAAAAUGCGCUGGUCCUGGCGGCCAUCGGCACCCACAUGCGCUCCCGGCGCUGGGUGUACUACUGCCUGGUCAACAUCACCCUCAGCGACCUGCUCACCGGCCUGGCCUACCUGGCCAAUGUGCUGCUGUCCGGCCCUCGCACCUUCCAGCUGGCGCCUGCGCACUGGUUCCUGCGCGAGGGCCUGCUGUUCAUGGCCUUGGCCGCUUCCACCUUCAGCCUCCUCUUCACGGCGGGUGAGCGCUUCGCCACCAUGGUCCGGGUGGCCGAGAGUGUGGCCACCAAAACCAGCAGGGUCUACGGCUUCAUCGGGCUGUGCUGGCUGCUGGCCGGGCUGCUGGGGCUGCUGCCGCUGCUGGGCUGGAACUGCGUGUGCGCCUUCGCGCGCUGCUCCACCCUCCUGCCCCUCUACUCCAAGGACUACAUCCUCUUCUGCGUGCUGCUCUUCGCCCUUAUCCUGGUCGCCAUCCUGGGCCUCUAUGGGGCCAUCUUCCGGGUGGUCAGGGCCAACGGGCAGAAGGCCCCGCGCCCUCCGGCCAGGCGCAAGGCCCGCCGGCUCCUGAAGACCGUCCUCAUGAUCCUGGUGGCUUUCGUCGUGUGCUGGGGACCCCUCUUUGGCCUGCUGUUGGCGGACAUCUUCGGCUCCAAUGUCUGGGCACAGGAGUACCUGCGGGGCAUGGACUGGAUCCUGGCGCUGGCCGUCCUCAACUCGGCCAUCAACCCCCUCAUCUACUCGUUCCGCAGCCGGGAGGUGUGCCGCGCCGUGCUGGCCUUCCUGUGCUGCGGGUGUCUCCGCCUGGGCCUGAGGGGGCCCGGGGACUGCCUGGCUCGGGCCACUGAGGCGCAGUCCGGAGCCUCCACCACCGACAGCUCGCUGCGGCCCAGAGACAGCUUCCGGGGUUCGCGCUCGCACAGCUUCAGGAUGCGGGAGCCCCUGUCGAGUGUCUCCAGCGUGCGGAGCAUCUGAGGGCGCGCGCAGCCCGGGGUGCGGCAGACGGGCGUGGGCCGCGGGGCGCGCGCAGCCACGCGACCCUGGGGAUGCAGGGAGAGGCGUGCCCGGCUGGGAGCUCCGGGCGGGCCGGGAGUCGGGGUCCUCCGCGUAGCCCUCGGGGUUGCCGACGCCACCCCCCAUAACCGGGACUGCGGCCUAGCGGUAAGGGGAGCUGGUGUGACCCUGAUGCUGGGGGCCCCUGGGGGCCCCUGGGCCGCGCUCUGGGCCUGGCUGGGGUUCCAGGCCGCGGCGUUUCCCCCAAACCCCGGGCGAGUGCAGGUUCAAAGUCGCCUCCCGCGGGCUGAUUGGCGCGCGUGUGUGCG